CUUAUUAAAUUCCACUGACAUCUAGCUUGACAUAACUGAAUUUACUUAGAUAGGACAGACUGGAGAAAUACUCUUGGUUGAAAACAUUUUAUCAGCACCUCGAAUGACAACAACCUUUCGAAGUGUAUGCAAAUUUCUAAAGGGGUCAAAAUGUGUCUUGACACAAAAUUGUGUCUUGUAAUAUUAGGAUUUUUCUGUUCCUCUAUCAUUGUUCUGAACAAUUGCAGAAAGCUCGACGGAUACAAGUUUCCAGUGUAUACAACAACAUUUUGUCCAAGAAUUAAAACAGAAUGGAAUGAGAGGUCGUCGGCUCUCAACUGUAACAAAAGUAACGGCUACAUGUGUUUACCGAACGAUCGCUUCGAUGAGCUUUUAGAGUUCUGUUACAGAGAACCUGUUGAAAGAAUUCAGAAAGGUUUUUGUUUAUAUUUAGUAAAAAAGGUUUCACUAGUUCACUCAUACAGCUGCAGUCGUUUUACACAAGGAUGUCAUGAUCACCCUUUUUUUAGCAAUGAAAUCUAUAAGUACCCAGCUUGUAUUUCAAUUGGAAAUGGGUGUUUCCUAGCUGAACCAUCUUGUAAAAGUAAAACAUCAUUUCGUAUUCAAAACGGAUCACGGCAUUUUGAAAACGUCUCAACCAACGAAUGGAAUGGCAGUACAACAACUCACUCUCAGCUAUCGUCAGAACGUCCUCAGUUAGACAUUACACCAAUCAACGACGAUGACGACACUCUAUUAGUUCCAAUAAUUUUAGGAAUAUCCACCCCGUUAUGUAUUCUUUCGUUGCUGUUCGGCUACUACAUAAAACGAAAAUAUCAACUAUGCAGAACUAAUGGUGAUGUAGAAAGACCAGGAGGAGAAAAACGUACAAAAUCAAACAAUGAAGCUAUAGAUAUUACUCUGAGAAAAGACGAAAUACAUAGAGAGGAAGAUUUUGAACCGUUACUUGGUGACGGAAAACCUGAUAAGAAGAGUACAGAUAGUCUUGAGAUGGAGGAGAUUUAUAACAGAUCACAAAUCAGAAGGAAUUCAAAAAGUCACGAAGGACAAUUACCUACAACAUCUCUGAAAGAAGAUAAGGCUACCAAAGUUCAAGAAUAUCAACUAUGCAGAACUAAUGGUGAUGUAGAAAGACCAGGAGAGCAACUUAAAAAAUCAAACAAUGAAGCUAUAGAUAUUACUCAGAGCAAAGAAGAAAUACAUAGAGAGGAAGAAUUUGAACCGUUACUUGGUGAUGGAAAACCUGAUAAGAAGAGUACAGAUAGUCUUGAGAUGGAGGAGAUUAAUCCCAAAUCACAAAUCAGAAGGAAUUCAAAAAGUCACGAAGUACAAUUACCUACAUCAUCUCUGAAAGAAGACAAGGCUACCAAAGUUCAAGAAUCAAAGCUUGAAAGAGACUUAUUCGACCAAUGGAAACAGGACGACCUCUGUUUUAUCUCAACAAAAGCGUGUGAAGAAGUAGAAAAAAAUGUAAAAAGCAAGAGCCUUGUUAUUGUAGCUGGUCACUCAGGAUCCGGAAAGUCGGCCAUUAUUCAACACAUUGCACUCAAGUACAGGGAGCAGGGCUGGACCGUAAAACGAGUGAAAAAGGUAGAGGACAUCAUAAACGAAUAUUCUGCAAGUCGAUUUCAAAAAAAUAAAACCAUUUGUGUUUUUAAUGAUCCAUUAGGAAAAGAAUCGUUUGAUGAGCAAUUGAAUAAUUCAUGGCAGACAUAUGAGGAAGAAUUAAAGUUAUACUUAAAAACAGCUAAACUUAUUAUGUCGUGUAGAAAUCACAUAAUUUCUGAUACUAGAGUGACACGUUAUCUCCUGAAUCAUACACACACCGUAAACAUCGAUGAUAACAAAUAUAAAUUAUCAGUUGAUGAAAAACGGAAGAUUUUGAAAAAGCACACAUUCAGUAUGAAUAUAUCUAAAAGAGAUUUUGAUAAGAUCGUUGAAGUUGAAAUGUAUUUCCCGCUAUUGUGUAAAUUGUUUUCUAGCAAAGAGGAAUUCAAAGAUAUGGGCAUAUACUUUUUUAAAGAACCCGUAACAGUACUAAAAGAGGAGAUCAUAGAGUUAAAAAGAAACGACAAGGGUAAAUAUUGUACUUUAGCUCUCCUUGUUCUUUUUAACGAUGACCUUUGCAUAAGUGAGAUAUUUAAGAAUAAGGACACGGAAAACAAAUUUAAACUCGCGUUGAAACUCUCUGGCUUACCAAAGAGGACACCACCUUCAACUAUUAGAGACAAUCUCUACUGCAUCAACGAUUUUUUUGUCAAAAGAAUUGGUGACACGUAUCAUUUUUAUCAUGAUUUUGUGAUGGAAGUUACUACCUAUGUGUUUGGAACAGAUUAUCCCGCUGAAACAAUAAAAUACGCUGAUAUCGGCUUCCUCAGAAGAAGAGUAAAAUUGGGAAAUAGUGACAAAUGCAACGACUCGUUCACUAUUUUUCUAACGGACCGAUACACUGAAGAACUUGGAGAAAGGCUUUAUACUGAACUGUUUGGAGAACGCCUGUUAGAUGUCGUCCUUAACCCUUGUCUAAGGAAUGAAAAAGUAAUAAAAGUACUGAAAGAAAAGAUAACUGAAUGUCCUGAAAAUCUACAUAAGUUGCUAGAAACAAAGAAACUAGCAAUUAACAAACAAGAGCUUGAAAGGACAUCUAACAACUUAGGUUUGACUAAACUUUCCUUUAUUGGUUUAGAAAAUGAGGUAUCGCCACUUUUUGCUCUGAUUGCAUUUUGUCACACAAAUCUAUCGCGAUAUUGCUUAAUUACUCUACAACAAAUGCAAAUUGAUGUAACCGGCUGUAUUUCUGCACUAUAUUGCAAUGGUUCAAAAGAUUUACUGUUUACUGUUUUAAAAAACUAUCCAGAAGAAUAUUUAAAAAAAACAUGGGGAGGACUUUGUCCUAUUCAUAUUGUAUCUGCGUUUCAUAAUGAGGAAUUACUUGGUGAAUUGAUUAAGGUAGGUGUGGAUGUCAAUAAAAAAAAUUGCUUUGGUUGGACGCCUCUUAUGUUAGCAGCAGGUUUUGAUACUCAAGAAUACGGGGACUAUAACUGUAGAAAAUCAGCUGCAGAACAAAGAGAUAAAACUGUACAACUUUUACUGAAAAAUGGAGCACACAUUAAUCUAUCAGACAUUAAUCUAUGUAUGGAAAAAGGAUUCAGUCCUCUCUAUGCAGCUUGCUUUUGGGGACAUGAUCGCACUGUACAACUUUUACUCAGAAAUGGAGCAGACAUUAAUUUACGUACGGAGGACGGAGCCAGUCCACUCUUUAUAGCUUGUCUAAACGGACAUGAUCGCACUGUACAACUUUUAUUGACUAAUGGAGCAGACAUUAAUUUAUGUAUGGAGAACGGAGCCAGUCUACUCUUUUUAGCUUGUCUAAACGGACAUGAUCGCACUGUACAACUAUUACUAACUAAUGGAGCAGACAUUAAUUUAUGCAUGGAGAACGGAGCCAGUCCUCUCUUUAUAGCUUGUCAUAACGGACAUGAUAGCACUGUAAAACUUUUACUGAGUAAAGGAGCAGAUAUUUAUUUAUGCAUGGAGAACGGAGCCAGUCCUCUCUAUAUAGCUUGUCAAAACAGACAUGAUAGCACUGUACAACUUUUACUGACUAAUGGAGCAGACAUUGAUUUAUGUGAGAAAAAAGGAGCCAGUCCUCUCUUUAUAGCUUGUCUAAACGGACAUGAUAGCACUGUACAAAUUUUACUGACUAAUGGAGCGGACAUGAAUUUAUGUGAGAAAAACGGAGUCAGUCCUCUCUUUAUAGCUUGUCAAAACAGACAUGAUAGCACUGUACAAAUUAUACUGACUUAUGGAGCAGACAUUAAUUUAUGUGAGAAAAACGGAACCAGUCCUCUCUUUAUAGCUUGUCAAAGCGGACAUGAUAACACUGUACAACUUUUACUUACUAAUGGAGCAGACAUUAAUUUAUGUAUGGAGAAAGGAGCCAGUCCUCUCUUUAUAGCAUGUCAUAACGGACAGGAUAGCACUGUAAAACUUUUACUGAGUAAAGGAGCAGAUAUUAAUUUAUGCAUUGAGAACGGAGCCAGUCCUCUCCUUAUAGCUUGUCAUAACGGACAUGAUAGCACUGUACAACUUUUACUGACUAAUGGAGCAGACAUUAAUUUAUGUAUGAAGAACGGAGCCAGUCCUCUCUUAAUAGCUUCUUGUCAAAACGGACAUGAUAGCACUGUACAACUUUUACUUACUAAUGGAGCAGACAUUAAUUUAUGUAUAAAGAACGGAGCCAGUCCUCUCUAUCAAGCUUGUCAAAGCGGACAUGAGAGCACUGUGCAAAUUUUACUGACUAAUGGAGCAGACAUAAAUUUAUGUAUGGAGAACGGAGCCAGUCCUCUCUAUAAAGCUUGUCAAAAGGGACAUAAUAGCAUUGUGCAAAUUUUAAUGACUAAUGGAGCAGACAUUAAUUUAUGUAUGGAGAACGGAGCCAGUCCUCUCUUAAUGGCUUGUCAAAACGGACAUAAUAGCACUGUACAACUUUUACUUACUAAUGGAGCAGACAUUAAUUUAUGUAUGGAGAACGGAGCCAGUCCUCUCUUAAUAGCUUGUGAAGACGGGCAUGAUAGCACUGUACAACUUUUACUGACUAAUGGAGCAGACAUUGAUUUUUGUGAGAAAAACGGAGCCAGCUCUCUCUUUAUAGCUUGUCAAAACGGACAUGAUAGCACUGUACAACUUUUACUUACUAAUGGAGCAGACAUUAAUUUAUGUAUAAAGAACGGAGCCAGUCCUCUCUAUCAAGCUUGUCAAAACGGACAUGAUAGCACUGUACAACUAUUACUGACUAAUGGAGCUGACAUUAAUUUAUGUAUGGAGAACGGAGCCAGUCCUCUCUUUAUAGCUUGUGAAAACGGACAUGAUAGCACUGUACAACUUUUACUGACUAAUGGAGCAGACUUUAGUUUAUGUAUGGAGGACGGAGCCAGUCCUCUCUAUAUAGCUUGUGGAAACGGACAUGAUAGCACUGUACAAGUUUUACUGACUAAUGGAGCUGACAUUAAUUUAUGUAUGGAGGACGGAGCCAGUCCUCUCUUUAUAGCUUGUCAAAGCGGACAUGAUAGCACUGUACAACUUUUACUGACUAAUGGAGCAGACAUUAAUUUAUGUAUGGAGAACGGAGCCAGUCCUCUCUUUAUAGCUUGUGAAAACGGACAUGAUAGCACUGUACAACUAUUACUGACUAAUGGAGCUGACAUUAAUUUAUGUAUGGAGAACGGAGCCAGUCCUCUCUUUAUAGCUUGUGAAAACGGACAUGAUAGCACUGUACAACUUUUACUGACUAAUGGAGCAGACUUUAGUUUAUGUAUGGAGGACGGAGCCAGUCCUCUCUAUAUAGCUUGUGGAAACGGACAUGAUAGCACUGUACAACUUUUACUGACUAAUGGAGCUGACAUUAAUUUAUGUAUGGAGGACGGAGCCAGUCCUCUCUUUAUAGCUUGUCAAAGCGGACAUGAUAGCACUGUACAACUUUUACUGACUAAUGGAGCAGACAUUAAUUUAUGUAUGGAGAACGGAGCCAGUCCUCUCUUUAUAGCGUGUCAAAACGGACAUGAUAGCACUGUACAACUAUUACUGACUAAUGGAGCAGACAUUAGUUUAUGUAUGGAGGACGGAGCCAGUCCUCUCUAUAUAGCUUGUGGAAACGGACAUGAUAGCACUGUACAAGUUUUACUGACUAAUGGAGCUGACAUUAAUUUAUGUAUGGAGGACGGAGCCAGUCCUCUCUUUAUAGCUUGUCAAAGCGGACAUGAUAGCACUGUACAACUUUUACUGACUAAUGGAGCAGACAUUAAUUUAUGUAUGGAGAACGGAGCCAGUCCUCUCUUUAUAGCUUGUCAAAACGGACAUGAUAGCACUGUACAACUAUUACUGACUAAUGGAGCAGACAUUAAUUUAUGUAUGGAGAACGGAGCCAGUCCUCUCUUAAUAGCUUGUGAAAACGGACAUGAUAGCACUGUACAACUUUUACUGACUAAUGGAACAGACUUUAGUUUAUGUAUGGAGGACGGAGCCAGUCCUCUCUAUAUAGCUUGUGGAAACGGACAUGAUAGCACUGUACAAGUUUUACUGACUAAUGGAGCUGACAUUAAUUUAUGUAUGGAGGACGGAGCCAGUCCUCUCUUUAUAGCUUGUCAAAGCGGACAUGAUAGCACUGUACAACUUUUACUGACUAAUGGAGCAGACAUUAGUUUAUGUAUGGAGAACGGAGCCAGUCCUCUCUUUAUAGCUUGUGAAAACGGACAUGAUAGCACUGUACAACUAUUACUGACUAAUGGAGCAGACAUUAAUGUAUGUAUGGAGAACGGAGCCAGUCCUCUCUUUAUAGCUUGUCAAAACGGACAUGAUAGCACUGUACAACUAUUACUGACUAAUGGAGCAGACAUUAAUUUAUGUAUGGAGAACGGAGCCAGUCCUCUCUAUCAAGCUUGUUAUAACGGACAUGAUGAAACUGUACAACUCUUACUGACCAAAGGAGCAGACAUUAAUUUAUGUAUGGAGAACGGAGCCAGUCCUCUCUAUAUAGCUUGUAUAAACGGAAAUGAUAGCACUGUACAACGUUUAGUGACAAAUGGAGCAGACAUCAAUUUAUGUGAGAAAAACGGAGCCAGUCCUCUCUUUAUAGCUUGUCAAAACGGACAUGAUAGCACUGUACAACUUUUACUGACUAAAGGAGCAGACAUUAAUUUAUGUAUUGAGGACGGAGCCAGUCCUCUCUUUAUAGCUUGUCUAAACGGACAUGAUAGCACUGUACAACUUUUACUGACUAAAGGAGCAGACAUUAAUUUAUGUAAGAAAAACGGAGCCAGUCCUCUCCAUUCAGCUUGUAUAAACGGAAAUGAUAGCACUGUACAACUUUUACUGACUAAAGGAGCAGACAUUAAUUUAUGUAUUGAGGACGGAGCCAGUCCUCUCCAUAUAGCUUGUCUAAACGGACAUGAUAGCACUGUACAACUUUUACUGUCUAAUGGAGCAGACAUUAAUUCAUGUAUGGAAAACGGAGUCAGUCCUCUCUUAAUGGCGUGUCUAAAAGGACAUGAUAGCACUGUACAACUUUUAGUGACAAAUGGAGCAGACAUCAAUUUAUGUAAGAAAAACGGAGCCAGUCCUCUCUUUAUAGCUUGUCAAAACAAACAUGAUAGCACUGUACAACUUUUACUGACUAAAGAAGCAGACAUUAAUUUAUGUAUGGAGAACGGAGCCAGUCCUCUCCAUAUAGCUUGUCAAAGCGGAAAUGACAGCACUGUACAACUUUUACUGACUAAAGGAGCAGACAUUAAUUCAUGUAUGGAAAACGGAGUCAGUCCUCUCUUUAUGGCGUGUCUGAAAGGACAUGAUAGCACUGUACAACUUUUAGUGACAAAUGGAGCAGACAUCAAUUUAUGUGAGAAAAACGGAGCCAGUCCUCUCUUUAUAGCUUGUCGAAACGGACAUGAUAGCACUGUACAACUUUUACUGUCUAAUGGAGCAGACAUUAAUUCAUGUAUGGAGGACGGAACCAGUCCUCUCUUUAUAGCUUGUCUAAACGGAAAUGAUAGUACUGUACAACUUUUACUGACUAAAGGAGCAGACAUUAAUUUAUGUAUGGAGGACGGAGCCAGUCCUCUCCAUAUAGCUUGUCUAAACGGACAUGAUAGCACUGUACAACUUUUACUGUCUAAUGGAGCAGACAUUAAUUCAUGUAUGGAAAACGGAGUCAGUCCUCUCUUUAUGGCGUGUCUAAAAGGACAUGAUAGCACUGUACAACGUUUAGUGACAAAUGGAGCAGACAUUAAUUUAUGUGAGAAAAACGGAGCCAGUCCUCUCUUUAUAGCUUGUCAAAACAAACAUGAUAGCACUGUACAACUUUUACUGACUAAAGGAGAAGACAUUAAUUUAUGUAUGGAGGACGGAGCCAGUCCUCUGAAUAUAGCUUGUCCAAGCGGAAAUGAUAGCACUGUACAACCUUUACUGACUAAAGGAGCAGACAUUAAUUUAUGUAAGAAAAACGGAGCCAGUCCUCUCCAUUCAGCUUGUCUAAACGGAAAUGAUAGCACUGUACAACUUUUACUGACUAAAGGAGCAGACAUUAAUUUAUGUAUGGAGAACGGAGCCAGUCCUCUCCAUAUAGCUUGUCAAAGCGGAAAUGACAGCACUGUACAACUUUUACUGACUAAAGGAGCAGACAUUAAUUUAUGUAUGGAGAACGGAGCCAGUCCUCUCCAUUCAGCUUGUCGUAACAAACAUGAUAGCACUGUACAACUUUUACUGACUAAAGGAGCAGACAUUAAUUUAUGUAUGGAGGACGGAGCCAGUCCUCUCCAUAUAGCUUGUCGAAACGGACAUGAUAGCAAUGUACAACUUUUACUGUCUAAUGGAGCAGACAUUAAUUCAUGUAUGGAGGACGGAGCCAGUCCUCUCUUUAUAGCUUGUUUAAACGGAAAUGAUAGCACUGUACAACUUUUACUGACUAAAGGAGCAGACAUUAAUUUAUGUAAGAAAAACGGAGCAAGUCCUCUCCAUUCAGCUUGUCUAAACGGACAUGAUGGCACUGUACAACUUUUAAUGACUCAUGGAGCAGACAUUAAUUUAUGUAUAGAGAACGGAGCCAGUCCUCUCUUUAUAGCUUGUGAAAACGGACAUAAUAGCAAUGUACAACUUUUACUGUCUAAUGGAGCAGACAUUAAUUCAUGUAUGGAGGACGGAGCCAGUCCUCUCCAUAUAGCUUGUCUAAACGGAAAUGAUAGCACUGUACAACUUUUACUGACUAAAGGAGCAGACAUUAAUUUAUGUAUGGAGGACGGAGCCAGUCCUCUCCAUAUAGCUUGUCGAAACGGACAUGAUAGCACUGUACAACUUUUACUGUCUAAUGGAGCAGACAUUAAUUCAUGUAUGGAGGACGGAGCCAGUCCUCUCUUUAUAGCUUGUCUAAACGGAAAUGAUAGCACUGUACAACUUUUACUGUCUAAUGGAGCAGACAUUAAUUUAUGUGAGAAAAACGGAGCUAGUCCUCUCUAUUCAGCUUGUCAAAACAAACAUGAUAGCACUGUACAACUUUUACUGACUAAAGGAGCAGACAUUAAUUUAUGUAUGGAGAACGGAGCCAGUCCUCUCCAUAUAGCUUGUCAAAGCGGAAAUGACAGCACUGUACAACUUUUACUGACUAAAGGAGCAGACAUUAAUUUAUGUAUGGAGGACGGAGCCAGUCCUCUCCAUAUAGCUUGUCGAAACGGACAUGAUAGCACUGUACAACUUUUACUGUCUAAUGGAGCAGACAUUAAUUCAUGUAUGGAGGACGGAGCCAGUCCUCUCUUUAUAGCUUGUCUAAACGGAAAUGAUAGCACUGUACAACUUUUACUGACUAAAGGAGCAGACAUUAAUUUAUGUAUGGAGGACGGAGCCAGUCCUCUCCAUAUAGCUUGUCUAAACGGACAUGAUAGCACUGUACAACUUUUACUGUCUAAUAGAGCAGACAUUAAUUCAUGUAUGGAAAACGGAGUCAGUCCUCUCUUUAUGGCGUGUCUAAAAGGACAUGAUAGCACUGUACAACUUUUAGUGACAAAUGGAACAGACAUCAAUUUAUGUAAGAAAAACGGAGCCAGUCCUCUCUUUAUAGCUUGUCGAAACGGACAUGAUAGCACUGUACAACUUUUACUGUCUAAUGGAGCAGACAUUAAUUCAUGUAUGGAGGACGGAGCCAGUCCUCUCUUUAUAGCUUGUCUUAAUGGAAAUGAUAGCACUGUACAACUUUUACUGACUAAAGGAGCAGACAUUAAUUUAUGUAUGGAGGACGGAGCCAGUCCUCUCCAUUCAGCUUGUCUAAACAGACAUGAUAGCACUGUACAACUUUUACUGUCUAAUGGAGCAGACAUUAAUUCAUGUAUGGAAAACGGAGUCAGUCCUCUCUUUAUGGCGUGUCUAAAAGGACAUGAUAGCACUGUACAACUUUUAAUGACUAAAGGAGCAGACAUUAAUUUAUGUAAGAAAAACGGAGCCAGUCCUCUCCAUUCAGCUUCUUGUCGAAACGGACAUGAUAGCACUGUACAACUUUUACUGUCUAAUGGAGCAGACAUUAAUUCAUGUAUGGAGGACGGAGCCAGUCCUCUCUUUAUAGCUUGUCUAAACGGAAAUGAUAGCACUGUACAACUUUUACUGACUAAAGGAGCAGACAUUAAUUUAUGUAAGAAAAACGGAGCCAGUCCUCUCCAUUCAGCUUGUCUAAACGGACAUGAUAGCACUGUACAACUUUUACUGACUAAUGGAGCAGACAUUAAUUCAUGUAUGGAGAACGGAGCCAGUCCUCUCCAUAUAGCUUGUGAAAACGGACAUAAUAGCACUGUACAACUUUUACUGUCUAAUGGAGCAGACAUUAAUUUAUGUGAGAAAAACGGAGCCAGUCCUCUCUAUUCAGCUUGUCUAAACGGACAUGAUAGCACUGUACAACCUUUAGUGACCAUAGGAGCAGACAUCAAUUUAUGUAAGAAAAACGGAGCCAGUCCUCUCUUUAUAGCUUGUCAAAACGGACAUGAUAGCACUGUACAACUUUUAAUGACUAAUGGAGCAGACAUUAAUUUAUGUAUGGAGAACGGAGCCAGUCCUCUCUAUAUAGCUUGUGAAAACGGACAUAAUAGCAUUGCACAACUUUUGCUGACUAAUAGAGCAGACAUUAAUUUAUGUGAGAAAAACGGAGCCAGUCCUCUCCAUUCAGCUUCUUGUGAAAAUGGACAUGAUAGCACUGUACAACUUUUAAUGACUAAUGGAGCAGACAUUAAUUUAUGUAUGGAGGACGGAACCAGUCCUCUCUAUAUAGCUUGUCAAAACGGAAAUGAUAGCACUGUACAACUUUUACUGACUAAUGGAGCAGACAUUAAUUUAUGUGAGAAAAACGGAGCCAGUCCUCUCCAUUCAGCUUGUCUAAACGGACAUGAUAGCACUGUACAACUUUUAGUGACUAAUGGAGCAGACAUUAAUUUAGUAUGGAGAACGGAGCCAGUCCUCUCCAUAUAGCUUGUGAAAACG
Messenger RNA from Magallana angulata, 11007 nucleotides. RefSeq lists its product as uncharacterized. The record is from RefSeq and is a predicted model, not a curated record. Gene Ontology annotation, molecular function: protein binding. Gene Ontology annotation, cellular component: cytoplasm. Lineage: Eukaryota; Metazoa; Mollusca; Bivalvia; Ostreida; Ostreidae.